Aspergillus luchuensis is the source of this 354-nucleotide messenger RNA. RefSeq lists its product as uncharacterized. The transcript has 2 exons. Bases 1 to 354 code for a protein of 117 amino acids. Lineage: Eukaryota; Fungi; Ascomycota; Eurotiomycetes; Eurotiales; Aspergillaceae. The record is from RefSeq and is a predicted model, not a curated record.
AUGUCUUCCCAAAUCCCCCAAUAUUUAUUCGCCCUGCAAUCCCUGCCCCUCCUCGGCAGCGGACUCUACACCCUCCUUUUUCCCGCUUCCGCUGCGCAAUCACCAUACCUGCCGCUACGGGGCGUCAGCGUAGGGACUAUUCAGGCGAUGAGUCUUUCCUCCUUGACACUGGGUACUUUCUAUGCUCUCGUCGCCUAUCAGAAUAACAUCCCGCUGAUGGCGGCUACGGUACCGACCAGGCUUUUGGCUGCGGUGGUGUUUUAUCGGACGGGUGAGGAGGCGUGGAAACGAGUCGCGCCUUUUGAGGCGGUGAUGGGGGUUGUGACUGGUUUGGGGGUUUGGAUGUGGGGGUAG